AUGACCGCAAUUGCUACAGACGUUGUCGACAUGUCCAUUGCCCAGCUCACAUCUCAGCCAAAGACAUGCACUGAAAUCGUGCAAAAGGUCCAGACAAUCGGUCGCGCCUGGGACGAGCAUCCGGACUGGCAUGGCCGAGGCUGGUAUGUCCAACUCCUUCUCGCUGUUGCAGGUCUCAGUCGUGUCGUCGAAUGGUGGGAGGCCGAGAAGCAAUUUUGGAACUUUGACGACGAUGACGAGAGCGAGAUGGAGCCCAUGGUCUUUGUCAUGAAGCCCAGCUCUCAACCGGCGAGCGCUAACCUCAGUUCGGCGCGUGAACUGCCAGAGGUCAGGUCCCCGCUGUCCCGUACUUCAAGCUCGGGUACCAAGAACGGCACACCGCUCGACACGGCUGGCGCGCUUUCCGGAGAGGUCACGUCUGAAGGUCUUCCCGAGAAUUCGACCCUAUUGGCGCCCGAAGUUCGACCUAAUUCGACCGAGCCUGAGCAAACAGAGUCUGCCCAAAUUCAAGCCCAAACCGAGGCUGAGAACGCCCAGGAAACCGUUCAAGAAACCGAGACAUUGCGUAUUCGGGCUGAGGAAGCGCAGAUCAUGACGAUCGUUUUGGAACUGGCCUUGGAUGGAGAGGAGCUUCUUUGGACAAAUCGCUCCUGGUCGGAAAUCAUUGGGUCCAACCCCGAAGACGUGAUUGGCACUGCGAUCACCCGAUUACUUGCCCCCGAGGAUGCGGAUGUAUUUGUCAAAUCUACGCGUCAACUACGUGAAGAUGACUCUCAUACUAUCGAGGUGGUGUUCCAAAUGCGCGUCGAGUCCAGCACGCCCGAGCCCGUGUACCAGCAAUUCGAGGGCAAGGGUAUGCUUAUGCUCGAUCGCUUCUCGGGUGAACCAAGCCACACGAUGUGGGUCCUCAAACCGGUUGGGGAAGCCGAAGUCGACGACGUCCCAGAACUCGAGCUUACGCCGGCAAUGACCGAAGUUCCUCAACAGCGCCCACUCGUUACUCUCCGCCGCGCAAGCACGGACUCGCGUCUAGGCCUGCUCCCACGUCCGUUUUCGCAUGCGCCCGUGCUCUGUCGGAUAUGCGAGUGCCAGAUUCCGGAUUGGUUCUUUGAAAAACACAACGAGACCUGCCAUGAGUUGCAUCGACUCGAGGCUGAGAUCGGAGAGCACAAUGACACGAUUUCGGACUUGCGUACUACGAUUCGGGGGUUGACGACGUCUUUGGACCGGGCAUCGCCUGUUACGGUCCCAGAGUAUCGCGGCGUAUCGCUCGUGAAUCCUUCGCCUUCGCCUCUACUUGGUAUGCCUGCACAGCAAGGUAUGAGACCGCACGGACAUGCGACUCAGUUGUCGAAUCGCUUGCAGCGCGGUUCGUUGAGGAAGCAACAGCACCAAACGCUCCAACUGCUCGACGAUAUUUUGCAAAUUGCGCAAGAAAUCACUAUCCCUGCUUUACGUGAAGAUCAACAUGAUAUCCCGAUUGAGCGCCAGAGAUUAAUGUCUCCCCCCUCGGAACGCAAGAUUGAGAUUGUGCAAAAGUGGACCAAGCCUCAUACGGAUGAUCCAGGUUUGAACCGUCUCGGAAACGACGUGUAUGCGGUGAUUCGGCACAAGGUUGAUAGCGUGAACCGGUUGACGAACACGAUUCGGUAUGCGGAAAAGGUGCGCAUGGAGUGGGAGGAGCGGGUCGAGAUGGAGAGAGCCGAGAUGGAGCCGUUGGAGCCGUUGCCCGAGGGCGAGGAGCCAGAAUCUGGGGGAGAGGCAGAGGGUGAAGAAGGUGAAGAGACGGAGGAAGAGAGAACGGUCGAGCAGGUGCGCGAGAGCGAGGAUGUAUCGAGUACGACGUCCGAGUAUGCGUUUGGUCGGGAUGCCCCGUCUGAGCCUACGCCCAUGGCCUCAUCUCCUACUCCAGCUGAGAGCACUGAGCCAGAGACUCCGUCGACUGAGCCUGCUUCCAGUACCGCUUCGAAUGCAACUGCUACAGAGCCCAUACCCAUUGCUACUCCUGCGCCCCGUCCGCCUGCGAUGAUUGUACCGCAAACGCUUCACCAUGGGAUGCUUAUCACCCGUUCUUCUACCCCUUCUUCAGUAUCGUCCCCGCUCGCUACGGCCGCGCCGAUUGUUGCGGCAUCUACCCCGGAACAUAUGUCUUUGAAUCCCUCGAGCGAAUUGAGUCCCCAAACCGACGGGCAGACGGCCAGAAAGACCCGACGGAUGUCCACCAUUCAGCCAAUUGUUGCCAGCCCUGUCGCCGGCUCCAAGGACGGCCCGCUCUCGCCUCGUCUGCCUUAUAGCACAACCGUCGCCCCCCGUCCCACCCCGUCGACGAUCAAAGACUUUGAGAUUAUCAAACCCAUCAGCAAGGGCGCGUUCGGUUCCGUCUUUUUGGCAAAGAAGAAAACGACCGGAGACUACUUUGCGAUCAAGGUUCUCAAAAAGGCGGAUAUGAUUGCUAAGAAUCAGAUCACAAACGUCAAGGCCGAGCGCAUGAUUUUGAUGAAACAGUCCGAGUCUCCGUUUGUGUAUCUGAACGGCGGAGACUGUGCGUCGUUGAUCAAGACUCUUGGUGCGCUCCCCGAGGAGUGGGCGAGGGCGUAUAUCGCCGAGGUGACGCUUGGGUUGGAGUAUUUGCAUGCCAAGGGCGUUGUGCAUCGUGAUUUGAAACCGGACAACCUACUGAUUGACCAGCAUGGACACCUCAAGCUGACUGACUUUGGACUGAGCCGAAUCGGAUUGCUUGGUCGCCAGACCCGGGAAAGCGCCCGCCAUACUCACUCGAUCUCUUCAGAUAGACCUUUCAGAGGAGACAAACCGCGUAACAGUCCAAGCUCACGGCCAACAUCUGUGGAUUCGCCGUAUCUGAUUUCGCCGAUUAUUUCGCCCGAGCAGGGUGCGCCUAUAUCGUACUUUUCAUCCCAUGGACUAGGUGGCUCAAGUGGAACUCCAGGCCUUGGAACACCCGGACUUGGUCCGUUGAUGUUCCCAGAUGAUAUCAGCGAGUCGAGUGGCUCUGAAAGUGUGUCCGGUUGGCUGCCCUGGCGCCGCCCCCCGCGUCCUGCGGAUAGUCCGAUGCAAUCGUUUGCAACUGAUAUGACGCUUGAUUUGAGGACGACCGUGCCUGCAAGCGGAGGUGGAGGUACUCCCCCUGCCAAUGAGCAGCAAAAGUUUGUUGGGACGCCGGAUUAUCUUGCGCCAGAAACCAUUCUGGGCAUCGGGAACGACGAUACCAACGUUGAUUGGUGGGCGCUGGGUGUCAUUACGUACGAGUUCUUGUAUGGGUUCCCACCGUUCCAUGCAUCAACGCCGCAAGAAGUCUUUGACAACAUUAUUUCUCGCCGAAUUGAUUGGCACGAAGAAGAGGAAGACAUUGAAUACUCGCCCGAGGCACGAGCCAUUAUGGAGCGUCUCAUGACAACCGAGAUUACUCACCGCCUGGGAUAUAAUGGCGCGGACGAGGUCAAGUCGCAUCCAUGGUUCACGGGCAUCGAGUGGGACAAGGUCACGACUACUGAAGCCCAGUUUGUGCCACAAGUGACGGACCCAGAGUCAACCGAUUACUUUGACGCGCGUGGAGCGCUCCCGCAGAUCUUCCAAGACGACGAGCCUCAAACUACUGACACUCCUGAAGACCAGCCUGUUACUCCUAGUGGGGGCGCUGGCCCGUCUAUUGCCCGUCCGAUCCCGAUAUCCAAGGAGGGAUCCAUUUCGCAGCCGCCCGACGACGAAUUUGGAGCUUUCAGCUAUAAGAAUUUGCCCGUCCUCAAACAGGCCAACGACGAUGUGAUCCGGAAGAUGCGAACAGACCAGAUGGCACCGAUGACAUAUACGCUGUCGGAUCCGACACCGCAACAGCAGCAGCAACACAAUAGGCGCCGAAGUGUCUCGCAGAAGAUCAAGAAACCUCUCAAUUUAGAGUCUCGAGUUGCUCAGAGCGGUUCGACGAAUCCUCCAUCACCUUCCACGUCGACUUCGUCGAUCGCGUCAUCCCCAUCUCGCGGAAGCAUACAACCAUCGACUCCGGCCAGCAGCAUGAGUGGACAUGUACGACGUCCGUCCGAGUUUGGAGCAGUGGAGCGCUUCAAGUCGAGCCACCUUGAUAGUGACGGGGUCAGACGAAACUCGAUGCCCAGCCGGUUAAGAACGUCGUCUAUAUCGAGCCAGGAUAUGAAUGCGACAUUGCCUCAGCAACCUCCCGAAGAACAAUGGACAGGCGAGCCCAGAGCGAUUUCUCCAGUCCAGUCCCGUCCAGCGAGCGUCGUGCCCAAAAUGCCUCCUCCGGCUCCACCGGUUCCUGUUCCUACGCAGUCGGCACCGCAGUCGGAUCGCGGCCUGGUGGUACUGAUUGCAGAGGACAAUCCGAUCUCGAGCAAGGUUCUGGAGACACUCUUGACGCGUAUGGGGUGCCGGUGUGUCGUUGUCGCUGACGGGUCAGAAGCCAUCAGUGUAGCAAUGGGCGAUAUCAAAUUUGAUUGCAUACUUAUGGACUAUCAGAUGCCCAGUGUGGAUGGGGAGGUGGCCGCGCGGUUGAUCAAACAGACCAAGAACAAGAACUCAAACGUGCCGAUCGUAGCUGUAAGCGCUUACAAUGGCUACGAGGGUGCGUUAUCGCAAGGCAUCUUUGCUGCGGCGUUGCCCAAACCGCUAUCCAAGACCGACUUGUUGAACACUAUGAAGGCUCUCGGGUUCAAGACUUCACACGAUGGAGCCAAAGGAAAGCUGUCUUCCACCAAGCCUUCUUGA
Rhizoctonia solani is the source of this 4740-nucleotide messenger RNA. RefSeq names its product protein kinase response regulator receiver domain-containing protein. The record is from RefSeq and is a predicted model, not a curated record. NCBI's taxonomy places the organism in Eukaryota, Fungi, Basidiomycota, Agaricomycetes, Cantharellales, Ceratobasidiaceae. Gene Ontology annotation, biological process: peptidyl-serine phosphorylation; phosphorelay signal transduction system. Gene Ontology annotation, cellular component: nucleus; cytoplasm. The transcript has 8 exons. The coding region runs from base 1 to 4740 and encodes 1579 amino acids. Gene Ontology annotation, molecular function: protein serine/threonine kinase activity; ATP binding.